AUGCGCGAGAAGCGAAAAAUUCCUCCCCGUGGUGGAGAAUCCGCCGCAAAGAGAAAGCUUUCAGAGGCAGCUCUCAAACGGGACACCACCCCGGCGAAGAGAAAAGCAUCUGCUACGCCCACUAUCGCUUCGCUGCCGGAGCCUGAGAAGAGGGUCCUCCCCACAAAGAUUGAAGAUGGAAGCCCGUUGCCUACUCUUACCAAACCGCAACCAAGCACCCUGUCACCGGAGGAGUUUCAGUCCUACGCUGAGAGCGCUGUAUUGUCUGCUGCUCUGCAAAGGUCAAGGAUAAGAUGGCUUAAUGACUGCAUAUUUGAGAAAUACUGGACCAAACCAUCCAAGAAGAAAUCACAGCCCCAACCACGGCAGAACCCCCCACGAGAAUCCAUGAGUAAACUGGGACCCUGCAAUAUCAUUAUCGAACCUCAUCACUUCGAAGCCAUGUUAUUUACCGUUCGAAACCCGCUAGCCCAACAGCCAAUCCAAUAUGCUCCUCCCCAGCGACCAAUUGUGCAAUACACCCCGCCAAAUAAUUUCUACCGGUACCAACCCCAACCCCAACCCCCCGGCCAGCCACGCCAGCCUUACUCUCCAGGUCUCCAUACUUCCCCUAUUGCUACUGCACCCCCACCCCAGCAGCUACCUUCGCAGAGCCGCCUUGAACAAUCUCACAACAAUGCGCCUCCCCCUUCCACCCAAUCCAUCCGACAGUCACGACCUGAAGGGCCGAAUCCACCUUCACAGAAUCGUAUUCGUCAGAACUACCCUGCAAAAAGCGAGCCUAUGCAAAACACUCCUGCCAAGAACCCACCAGAGCAAUCCCAACCCGUGAAAACGAGCCCGGACCCGGUUAUUCAUAUGUUGGCCACCCGAGCCGCUUCGAAUCCAGAGCUGAAGGCGUUAAUGAGAAUUGUAGCAUCAAGCAAGGCGAACCAGGCUCAGCUGCGCGCCUUCCAAGCUCAUAUUGAUGAGCUUAAUGCCAUUCUUGCGAGCAGAAGACAAAAUGAGAGUCAAAGUGUAGCGGCACACCUCAAGCCCGAUCAGCAAGGACGACCUUUUACGCCAGGGCCGCCGCAGCCUCCCUCUUCAUCAUCAGCCCGUACUCCGCUAGCACCCGCACAACCAACCCCCUCUCAUUAUUUUCAUUCAAACGACCCAAGCAUAUCGAACCAAACAGGUCCUGCUCACGCGUCUCCUUCCACUCACUCAUCCUACCAAAAUCAACCCCCUUCGCAGUCAAUAGGACCUAAAACUUCCCAGCAGCCUCCGCCGCAUAAUACUUACUUCCACCAACAUACUCCAUCUCAACCUCCAGUCCCCCCAAAACCAGACCCAAAGGCCAUUGUAUUUGAAUUUCUGUCGCCUUCCCCAGCCGGUAACAAUUCCACUCAUACAGCCUCUGGAGACAGAUAUCUUUUCCCAGCAAAUACCAUCCUUGACUAUUUCCCCGGAGGUACAACCGUGAUUGCAUCAUUUCUGAUAAUAAAGAAAAUUGAUCCUUCUACUCCGCCGCCAGAUUUGUCUGCCAAUAAUUUUGGAAAAAGCAGGGCGAAAAAGUCAAAACUCGCCUCCGCAAUAAGAACCACUCCACCUCCAGAUACAUCACUGCAGAGCCUUGUCCCCGCACCCAAACAAGGAACCACGGAUCCAGCCACCCAGCAUUCUCCAUCUGAAAAACCGACUUCCGUAACCACCACCGGCCCGGAGAUACAGGCACCAACGACGACAACGGCAACGACAACGACAACAGAAGGAAUACCUCCUCCUUCCAAACCAAAGACAAAAGAAUAUUACCAACCCGUAACUAUACGCCUCCACGCGAGCAACCCGCGCACCCUCGAGCCCUUAGCUCGGGUCGUCAACCCGCCCGCCGAAGUCCGCAAAUACAUGAACGAUAUCAUGGACCGCAUGGAGCGGGCUGACAUCGAAUAUCUUGCCUUCCGCCUACCGCACGAGGGGGUACCUCAGACCGGUGCCGCCGCCGCCGCUACUGCUGGUGGCGAUGAAUUAUUACAAACCGUGGGUGAACAGAAGCCACAGCAGCAGCAAGCGCGUAGUGCUAGGAGGAAAAGCAAAGGGCGUGGAGAGAAGACUGUGGAUAGUGAGGCGGAAAACGGUGUGGCUGUAAAGCAGGAGGGCGGCGGUGGCGAUGACGAUGAUGAGGGUAAUGUUGAGGAUGUGCAGUUUGAGGAGGAGUUGAAGGAGUUUUAUGACAUGCCGAAUGGCAUCGUGCCGCUUCGAUGA
Histoplasma mississippiense is the source of this 2244-nucleotide messenger RNA. RefSeq lists its product with no specific name. The record is from RefSeq and is a predicted model, not a curated record. NCBI's taxonomy places the organism in Eukaryota, Fungi, Ascomycota, Eurotiomycetes, Onygenales, Ajellomycetaceae. The transcript has 2 exons. Gene Ontology annotation, cellular component: Swr1 complex. Gene Ontology annotation, molecular function: ATP-dependent H2AZ histone chaperone activity. Bases 1 to 2244 code for a protein of 747 amino acids. Gene Ontology annotation, biological process: chromatin remodeling.